GCGCACGGGAAAUGAAGCUCUGGGCGCUACCAAGCGCCACGGGCCAGGGUCGCGGGGGGACGCGGCCCUUGCGCACGCUCUGGCACACCGUCGAGGCCCUUGGCGCGACGAACAUCGUAACUUCAAAGACAGAAACCAGUGCGAGACGGCCACGGAGGUCGGUCUUUCCAGGGGAGUCGGUACAAAGUGCUGGAAACACUCCUGCAGCCCGCCCGAACCCCCCGCGGCGUGUCUAAUCGAGUCGCCCGGCCUGGGCGGGGCUUGCCAGCGUGCUGGCGUCACGGCGGGGCGUGGCCGAGCGGGGGUCAGCGCGCCUGCGCCCGCCGAGCGGGCGAGACAAAGGGGUGGGUCCCGCGCGGCCCCGCCCCCAACCGCCCCGCCCCGAGCGGCCGGGCGUGUGGCUCCCGCGUCGCCCGGUCCCCGUCGCUGCCGUCGUAGCCAACAUGUACCCCGUUGGUCCUCCGGCUGGCCCAGUCCCACGCCGUGGCCGCCGUCCCCCGCCCGGGCGUCCCGCGGAGCCGCCGCGGCCCCCCGCGCCCGCCCCGGGCCCUGCCGCACGGCCGCCUUCCUCAGCCCCCGGGCCUCGGCCGCGCGUGGCGGUGAAGAUGGCCUUCCGCAAGGCCUACUCUAUCAAGGACAAGCUGCAGGCCAUCGAGCGCGUUAAGGGUGGCGAGCGGCAGGCCAGCGUGUGCCGCGACUUCGGCGUGCCUGGCGGCACUCUGCGCGGCUGGCUCAAGGACGAGCCCAAGCUGCGCUGGUUCCUCGACCAGCUGGGCGGCGAGGUGGGCACGCAACGCAAGAAGAUGCGGCUGGCCAACGAGGAGGAGAUCGACCGCGCCGUGUACUCGUGGUUCCUCACGCUGCGCCAGCACGGCGUGCCACUGUCGGGGCCCAUCAUCCAGGCGCAGGCCGAGGCCUUCGCGCGCCAAAUAUACGGGCCCGAGUGCACUUUUAAGGCCAGCCACGGCUGGUUCUGGCGCUGGCAGAAGCGCCACGGCAUCUCCAGCCAGCGCUUCUACGGCGAGGCCCGGCCCCCGGCCCCGGGCCCCGCGCCACGCCCGCCCGUCAAGGAGGAGCCCGCGCUGCCCCCUGGCGCCGGCUCUCUGCCCGACCGGGCCCCGGCCGCGCCGCCCCCCGCUGAAGGCGGCUACGGCGACGAACAGAUCUACAACGCCAACGUCACGGGCCUCUACUGGAAGCUGCUUCCGGAGCAGGCUGCGGCCCUGGGCGCAGGGGACCCCGGGACAGGGGGCUGCGGCCGGCGCUGGCGGGGAGACCGGGUGACGGUGCUGCUGGCGGCCAACCUGACGGGCAGCCACAAGCUGAAACCGCUGGUCAUCGGGCAGCUGCCCGACCCGCCCAGCCUGCGCCACCACAACCAGGACAAGUUCCCGGCCUCCUACCGCUACAGCCCUGACGCCUGGCUCAGCCGCCCUCUGCUGCGGGGCUGGUUUUUCGAGGAAUUUGUUCCGGGCGUCAAGCGUUACCUGCGCCGAAGCUGCCUGCAGCAGAAGGCCGUGCUGUUGGUCGCCCACCCACCCUGCCCAAGCCCUGCCACCAGGAUGCCCGCCCUCGAGGAGAGCGAGGAGACCCCCCUGCGGUGCCGGCCUGAGCCCCUUGGGCCCCCAGAGGAGCUGCAGACACCUGAUGGCGCUGUACGUGUGCUGUUCCUAUCCAAGGGCAGCAGCCGGGCGCACAUACCCGCACCGCUGGAGCAGGGCGUGGUGGCUGCCUUCAAACAGCUGUACAAGCGGGAGCUGCUGCGUCUGGCUGUGUCCUGUGCUAGCGGCUCUCCACUGGACUUCAUGCGCAGCUUCAUGCUCAAGGACAUGCUCUAUCUGGCCGGCCUUUCCUGGGACUUGGUGCAGGCGGGCAGCAUCGAGCGCUGCUGGCUGCUGGGCUUGCGGGCCGCUUUUGAGUCCCGGCCUGCUGAGGAGGGUGCUGGGCAGCCAGCCUUCCAGGCCGAGGAGGCCGCUGAGCACAGCAGGGUGCUCAGCGACCUCACUCAUCUGGCAGCUCUGGCCUACAAGUGCCUGGCACCCGAGGAGGUUGCAGAGUGGCUGCACCUGGACGAUGAUGGUCUGCCUGAGGGCUGCAGAGAGGAAGUGGGCCCUGCCCUGCCCCCUGCACUGGCCCUAGCAGCUCCCCCACCGCCUGCCAGCCUGCCCUCUGGCAUGGGGGGUGCAGAGGAGGAGGAAGAGGCCACUGCAUACGGAGGAGCCUCAGUGCCCACUGCUGGGGAGGCUGUCCGGGGGCUGGAGACAGCUCUGCGGUGGCUGGAGAGUCAGGACCCCAGGGAGGUGGGGCCACUGAGGCUGGUGCAGUUACGCUCACUAAUCAGCAUGGCCCGGAGGCUUGGGGGCAUUGGGCACACCCCAGCAAUCCCUGAUGAUGGUGUGUGACCAAGCUGGCCCCAGUGGCCUUACUGCACUUGGAGGGAGGGGACACGCACAGUCUCCCAUUUCCCCUUUUUUCCUCCCUAUGGGGUGCGCCACCCAGUGGGUACAAAAGGUUGUAGGGAUCCAAGCCCAGUCUGGCUUGGAGGGCCUCUGUUGUCGACAGAUCAGUCAUCCUGCCUUACUGGGUCCCCCAGUCUGCUGGAGGGAUAGCUGGAAGAGAGGCCCCUAGCUCACAUUCCUGUCUGGGCAAGCACACAUGCGAGGUCCCCUCGGCAUGCCAGGCACACGAGGCACAGCACCUAUCAGCAGUUGGCUGUGUCCUGCUCUGGCCCCUAUGGGGCUGGGCCUCCCUCCCCUCACCACCUGUCACAUGCACUGGACAAGGACCUGAUACCCCUGUUUGUUUCGAGCCCUGGUGCUCCGUGGUUCUUCCACUACAGCUGUGGGAUCAUCUCAGUGGGGAAGCACACCACUUGGUUUUAUUUUUUUUAACACAGUAAAUCCAUUUUUAUAGAUACUCUUUAGGGGAGACUAUGAGAACAGGGGCAGGGGCAGGGUGGAGUGAUCUAUGGGCUGCCCCCUGCCAUUGCUCUGUAGCCUGGAAGCCCAAAUGGUGCAUGUUUGGAGCCUGGGGCUGAAGGGAGGACAGAGCCCCAAUACUCAGGGCUUCUCAAGGUUCUGGGUGUAGCAGGGAGUGUAUUGUCCCCCUGUACUUUUUGUUUUCCUUAAGAAAAUUCCAUUCUAAACAGAUAACCUUAUUCCAUGGGGUUGUUGAAAGUCUGUAUUUGGGCCCUGAUGACUUGACAAAUGGCAGGGAAAACUCCCCUGAUCCCCCAUGGAGCACAGGCCACUUUAUCCAGCCCCAGGGCCCGGAGCCACCUGGCUUGCCCCAAAACAGGCCCAGCACUGACGGCCAUCCGGUGCAAUCCACAGUGCCUUACAGUCGCCUUCCACCUGCUCCUCCUGCCCCCAGGGUCCCAUGCAGGCUUUUCUGCCUUUCCUGGCACUGCCCAGCUUGGGGCUGAGCUGCUUCUGGGUGGCCCAGUUUGAAAGGGAGAAAAGGGUUCAAGUGACUGUCCAACUCUCGUAGUGUUUUGCUACUCUAUCCAGUUCUAGGUUCAGAAUCCCACAGGUGGUCUGGGACUGAGAGAGGCCGUGCCUCUCGGUCCUGGGGACUGCCAUUGCAGGGAUGUAGCUCCAGAGCCCUGUGAGGGGCAGGGGCCUCCAGGUGCUCUCCCCUUGUCCUCAAUCACCCCAAAUGUCCUCCCAGUGGUCUGAGCCUUGAAAACAGAGUUGGUGAGUGUAGGGGGCUUACACGCAGAUGGUGUGUCUGGAAGGGAAGGGGUGUACACCAGCUUGAUAGUGGGGCAGCUGGAGGGUGUGCCCCCAAAAAGCAGUUUCUGCACAAGUCCAAAAACAAACAGGUCCUUAGGAUCACCCGGAAUCCAAAAAAAGAAAACAAACAAACAAAAAAAUGCAUAUCAAAUCUGAGAUUUGGAACUGGAUUAAAGAUAUGGAAAAUUUGUCAGCAACAGAAUCAGAGGCUUAUGUAGCCAGACUUGGUUCCUGCUGGGGCCCUCUGGCCACCUCUACUUCUAGCCUCCCUGAACCUGCAGAUCUGUCUGGGGCUAGCCCUGGGUCUCUACAACCCAAGCUGGGGCUGGGCUUCAGGAAUUCGUUUAGCCCCAUGAGCGUCCCCAAUGGUAUAGGCACACAGCUGGUAGCAGCUGGCUUCCCUGUGCCAGGACUGCCUCCAGUCUCUGAGGUGAACCUAAGGGCUCACGCCUGGGCCUUGACGUCUGGGCGGCCUCUGAUUGUCACCAUCAUUGCUGCUCCUUUGGUGAAGUUUUCAUCUCCAAACUUCCUGUCAGUUUCAGCUCUUCCCUUGGCCUGGGCCCAGAGAGGUGUCAUAUGGGGGAAGGGGACAGAAGAGAAAGACCCAGUCUUCCUCUUCACCUGUCCCACCCCUCUCUCAUCUGGGCAUCAGGGGCCCAGGAGGUGGCUCUGGCCUGUUCCCCUGCCCUCAGAUGGUCACUUUCCCAUAAGGCAGAUAUAGGCUGGCCGGGUGCUAGGAGCUGCUUAAGAGUCCCAUCAAGUGUGGGUCUGCCUGUGGGCAUCAGCUGGGCUAGGAAACCCCUCCACCAAAAGGCUCAAAAGGUCUUCUCUGAAGUGCUUGUGUGUACUACAGGGCAGAGGUUCAAUCCCCCAGCCCUGCUUGUGAGGAGGCUGCUCUGCCUGGCCCUUUGGGCAGCCCCUGCAAGUCCCCAGGGCCUGAAGCCAUGCACAGAUGGCAGGUGAGAACCUGGGGCCCUGCCCUGCCAUCAGCUUAUAGUCACCCACCUCUUUGGGCUCUGCUCAGUGUCUGUGAAGUGACCCCAGUGGGGGAGGGGGAGCCCCUUGGAAGGGCCAUGUGCUCUCACAGGGCUGCAUCUCUUCCUCACACCCCCAGGCCUUUGCUGUUACUUGCUGAGCACUGGGGGCAUUUAUUUGAGUUUGCCACCCUGGUUUGUGAUAACAUUCAAGCAAGCUGGUUGAAGCUGCAUUUCCUUUCAACAGCUAUUGGCUGCCUGGCCUGGAGGGUCUUGCCUGAUCCCUGCAGCCCUCAGGACCCCUGUGGCCUGGGAGGUGCAGACAGCCCUCCUGGCUCAGACAACUUUAUAGAGGCCACCAGCCCCCACCUCCACUCAUGUUCACAGCUCUGUGACCAGGCUCAAGGAAGGUCACAGUUCUUCAGGUUGGCGGUCUCUGUGUCAGGUUGAUUGUCAGAGCUCCUUGGCUUAGGGGAAGGCCAGCAAGGUGAAAGUGUGAAGAACGGAAAGAUGAGUGAAUGUGGGCUUUGUUGAAACCACCACUGGCCAUGUGUGCUUGGGAAGUGACUGCCUGGACAUCACCUGGGCUGUGAAUGAAACAUCAGAGCACAGGGCAGAGGGGACCCCCCCCCCAAGCUGGGGGCUGGCUCCACAGGGACCCCCAGCCCCUUUUAUUAUCUAUUUAGGAUUGGGAUUGCCCAUGGGGAGCCCAGUGGGGCCUGGGCAUUGUAUGCCCCAUUUGCCCCCUGGCUGAGUGUGCCCAAGGGUGAGGCUUGACCCCAGUGGCUUCUUGAGAGCAGACUUUGGGUUUCCGGGGUUCAUGCUAUAUUGAGGGGCCCUUCUAACACCUAACCUUGCUUACAGCUGAGUUCAGCUGGCCAGAUGGGCCUGAUAACACUUUAUAUAAUAAAGGUUGAACAUGUCAACUUCAUGA
Molecule: messenger RNA, 5642 nt
Organism: Microcebus murinus (gray mouse lemur)
Lineage: Eukaryota; Metazoa; Chordata; Mammalia; Primates; Cheirogaleidae
Gene: TIGD5
Product: tigger transposable element derived 5
Cellular component (GO): nucleus
Molecular function (GO): DNA binding
Source: RefSeq, a predicted model, not a curated record